ACCGCAGGGACGUUCUGUGCCACGGGUGGGUCGCAGCAUCCCCGUGCCGCAGCACUGUAGGUGCUUUGCCUGCCGUGGGCCCAAGCAGUCCUGGUGUUUCCUAGCCGUAAUCCACGGGACGCGAUGCUUGAGAUCAUUUGGAGACAGUAGUCUAGAUGCAGUAAAUCGGAAGAAAUGGAAGAAAGGAAGAUCAAGAGGAGGAGCCCCAAAUCAUCUUCCAGUCACUCUGCUCAGGUUGCUAACUCCAAGAAAAGCUCAGUGCCAGUCAGUAAAAGUACAGCCUUUUCCAACCCUGCCCCACAGCCUGCCGUACAAAAACCAAAGUUAAAACGCGUAAUCAAAGAGAAAGCCAAACCUCCAGGAGGUGAAGCAAAAGGGGCACAGGCAGCACCAAUCCAGCAUUCUUUUCUCACAGAUGUAUCAGAUGUCCAGGAAAUGGAAAGGGGACUUCUGAGUCUCUUGAAUGACUUCCACUCUGGCAAACUUCAGGCAUUUGGAAAUGAAUGUUCCAUAGAGCAGAUGGAGCAUGUGCGGAGCAUGCAGGAGAAACUUGCUCGCCUCAAUCUGGAGCUCUAUGGGGAGAUGGAAGAACUCCCUGAAGAUAAAAGAAAACUAGCCAGUGAUUCCAACCUGGAUAGACUGCUGUCAGAUCUAGAAGAACUAAAUUCAUCUAUCCAAAAACUACAUUUAGCUGAUGCUCAAGAUAUUCCAAAUGGUACCACAGGUUGAGAGAGAACAUCUUUGUCAAUCUGGAUUCCCCAGCUUGGCUUUUGCUUUUCUGGACAAUGGAAUCAACAAGAGUUGUGACUUUGUGUUGGUUUUAAUUUUACACAACAAAAUCACAGUGCAAAUCCAGGUGUUUAUUUUGCACAUUCCUCUGCACUGCAUUAUGUCAGGGCUCAGUACCUAGAGUUGUAGUUAAUUGUGAUUUUAUUAUUGCCUUACUUAACAGAAAAAUUGGAGAAACCUGGAAAUAUAUUUCUUCUGCUGAGUGCCCAUGUGGCUGCAAGUGGUACAUGUAUUUAAGUUCAUGGGCAUUUCUCCAGUUUUUAUGAAGGUAGUGAUAAUACUGCCUUUCUGAUCAUUACACAGACAAUCUGCUCACUGUCUCUUUAGUGUUUUGUUGAUGAGUGAUGCCACAGAUUAAUUUAUUGUUAUUAAAGUUAAAAGUUUUAAAUAUAUGAUGUUUCAUUUGCAGAAGCUGCUAUUGGUUUGGCUGUGUUAGGAAGAUGAGCUUUAGCGUUGUGCAAGUCUUUGCAGAGUUUACAUUUUUCCAUUACUAUGAAUAAUUAUAACAUCUCACCAAAUUAAAAUUAGCAUGCAUGCUAGUAGUCUACAUAAAUUAAGUAUUGUGAAACUACAAAAUUGGGUAGUUACUGUUCAAUAAAUCCAGGAUAAUCAA
This is a messenger RNA of Taeniopygia guttata (zebra finch), 1402 nucleotides long. RefSeq names its product coiled-coil domain containing 28A (gene CCDC28A). Lineage: Eukaryota; Metazoa; Chordata; Aves; Passeriformes; Estrildidae. The record is from RefSeq and is a predicted model, not a curated record.